Molecule: messenger RNA, 1794 nt
Organism: Dichotomopilus funicola
Lineage: Eukaryota; Fungi; Ascomycota; Sordariomycetes; Sordariales; Chaetomiaceae
Exons: 3
Coding region: 1-1794 (597 amino acids)
Biological process (GO): fatty acid metabolic process
Cellular component (GO): mitochondrion
Molecular function (GO): trans-2-enoyl-CoA reductase (NADPH) activity
Source: RefSeq, a predicted model, not a curated record
AUGUCGCCACAAACCGAUCUCGCCGUUGCUCCCGCGACAACUUCAAAGGGCCGAUUUGAGCUUCCCGCCCUCGACUUCAAGUUCGGUUCUCUGACCGACGGCACCGACAUCCCCCCACCGCUGCCGUCCCCGAUACAGGAAGAGGGCGCAGGCCCAACUCCACCAGACACGCCGAGAAAGGCGGCACAAAAGAAGUUAGAAGGGAAAGACACGGCCAGCGGCAAACCAUCGCCAAUUUCUACGGCAGGCAUCAAGCGACGUGCCGAAGAUAAUCCUGCUUCCCCAACCCUUUCCACUCGACCUGGGAGCAUCCGUCGGCUGUUCAGCCGGAACCUCUUGAACGCCGCAUACGCGAAUGGCAAUGAGCCCGCUCAAAAUAGUCGGCCACCAAGCCGUAGUGGUUCCAUCAUGACCGACGCGAAGAAAGCGAGGCGAUCGAGUGGCUGGUUUGGCCGGUUGCGAGGCAGCGAACCCGCCCAGAACAAAGUUGUAGCAGCGCCUCUUUCGCCGCCAGUUACACAAGAAAGUCAAUCAACGGGUCCGCCGCCGCCGAUGAUUCCGGAGCUCACCGAGCUGAACACCAAACUGGGGAUCCAAAACCCCACCAGCAUGGCAGCCUUCAUUCCCUCCUCGCGGAUGGCCCUCCGUCCGGGUCCCGCCGCUCGUUGCAACCUUCUUCCUCUCUCCCACCACGCCAGCCGCCCCAUCAUCGGAAUCCAACGUCUAUCACCAGCAAGUCUCAAUAACCCCCCCACCAGAGCCGCCUCAUCAACAACCACCGCCCCACCACACGAACCACCUUCUGCUACCGCCCCCUCAUCAGGGCCAUCCGGAGUCCAAGCCAGCGCCCUCAUCUACACCACCCCAGGCAACCCCUCCGACGUCCUCUCCCUCCACCGCUUCACCAUCCCCAACACCGCAACCAGCAGCAGCAGCAGCACCGCCCUCCCCCCACACGCCGCCAUUCUCCGCACCCUAGCCGCGCCCAUCCAUCCAUCAGAUGUGAACACCAUCCAGGGAACGUAUGGUAUACGUCCUUCCUUUUCACGGAGUGUCCUCGGUAGCACUCUCCGCAACGGUACGGCGGGAGAAGACGACGAGGGGGGUUUACUGUCGGUACCAACACCGGCAGCUGUACCCGGAGGAGAGGGAUGUUUCGAAGUGCUGAAACUCGGCGAAGGGGUGAAAGGCGCAGUCGGCCGCGCAGCAAUCCAACUCGGCCGGUAUAUGGGCCUACGCAGCAUCAACCUCUUCCGACCGCGGGACACACCCGAGGCCACCGAAACCCUCCGGCAGGAACUCCUCGAUCUUGGUGGGACACACGUCCUGACCUACGACGAGUUCCUCGACACAAAAAGCAGGAGCAGCACCGGCGGCGGCUCUCGCAUCAGAGAAUGGACGCGGGACGGCGCAGACCCGGUACGCCUCGCGCUGGACGGGAUUGGCGGGCCCAGCGUUAUGCGAAUGAUGGAUUGUCUGGGGGACAAGGCGUGUUUGGUCAAGUAUGGUGGGAUGGGGUCAGGGUAUAUACGGUUGCCGACGGGGCGGGCGAUUUUUAAUCGGCUGAGGGUGCAGGGGUUUUGGUUGGCGCCGUGGGCGAGGGAGAAUCCGGAGGAGAUGGAUAGGACGGUGAUGGAGAUUGUGGAGUUGAUGAAGGUUGGGAAGUUUACGGUUGGGGGGUAUCGGGGGGUGAGAUGGGGGGGGGAUACGGAGGAGGGGCCGUUGAGGGAUGCGGUGGGCGAGGCGAUGACGCCGUUCAGGGGUAAGAAGUGUGUUUUUGUGUUUGAUGAGUGA